CGCCAAUCUCAUUCACGAGUUCGGCAGUGGCUGAAGAACAAGAUCUUCGUUGAUACCUACACGUAAUAUGAGUGAAGAAAUAAUGGAAGCCCUUGAUUCGGGUACUUCUUCUGAAUCUGAAUCCGAAUCAAUAAAAUCACCCCUGAAAGAUUGUGAAAGCCUGUCUCAUCGAAAGUUAAAAAUUGCCUCACAGAUUGCAAAUGAAAAUUCGAACUCCAGCUCAGAUUUACCCUUAAGUUUCCUUGUAACGAAAAAGAAAUCACAGUUAUCCAUUUUGUCGGAAGAUGAAACUGAUGGCUCAACUUCAAACACUACUGAGAAACAGAAUGAAAAACCAUCAAAUGUUUUGGUUUCAAUGGAUGAAAAUUCAAGUUCUAGUGAUAUCCCACUAACUAAGUUGGCUUCCAACAAAAAACCACUUGAAUUAAAGUUAGAAGUCCCAUCGUCCAAUGUUUCAGUAUCAGCAGAUGACAAUUCAUGUUCUAGUGAUGUCCCGCUUGCCAAGUUUGUACGUUCAACAAUCCAGCAUACCAAUUUAGAAGCAAAGAAGGUAAACAAUAAGUUACGAAAAAAGGUAACUGUGAAUAAAAGUAAAAAAAGCAAAUCAAAAUUGGAAGUUAUGAUGGAUGGUUCAAAUGAUUCCCAUGCUUCUGAUCAAACAUCACUUGUUGAACAAGAAGAAUCUGAUUCUAGUUCAAGUUUCGCGCAAGCACGGGAAACGCCCAAGAGCAAUAUUAAAAAACAGAAAUCAGUCAAAACAAAAAAAGUGAAUGAGAAAAGCAGUUUGAAAAGAAAAAGAAGCGAGGAAACUAGCAGUGAGCAAAAACGGGCCAAAACUAAAAGAAAACUAAACAUUUCGUCGGAUAGCAGCUCCGACGAUGCUGUUAAAUCAAAAAGGGAUACACCAGCACCGGCUUCCAGUAUAAAAAAUGGCACUCCAGUAUCCACCACGAAGAAUGAAACUGUUCCAGCAAUAAUCGACAGCAAAUCUAGUCCGUCAAUGGGCAAGAAAAAGCUAGGUCCUGCGAGUGGCAAAAAGAAAUCGCCUGUUCAGGAUGACGUUAUGAUUUCUCCAACUAAAACGGAAGCCAACACAAAUCCUAAAGGCUCCAACUCCAAACCAAUUGGCGGUAAAAAAGCAAAGGUGUUGGAUAAAAAUGGUAUUCUGGAAAAGCUCAAUAAUUCGUCCGAUACUAGCAGCUCUUCAGAAGACAGUGAAGUUGAGGAUCCCUCAAAUGUUGAAACCGCCGUUGCUUUGCCAUCCAGCUCGAGUUCUGAAAGUGGCGAAGACUCAGUUACAACUCUCAGCUCCUUGAAAAGAAAAAAGAAAGUCCCGCAAAAAAAAGCCAAGGGAACAAGGAAAAGUGAAAAUGUUGGAAAUGCUAGCGACUCAGAUGAUCCAAUGGUCCGUAAAACAAGUAAUUCAAGCACUGGCAAAGUUGAAGAACACCCUGUUUGCUCGACUUCUGGAUCUUCUUCCAGCGAAGAGUCCGAAAACGUUUCCCCGCAGAAGAAAAAGGCCACGCAGAAAGAUGAAAAAUCAUCAAAAAAGGAAACCACAAAAGAAAAAAAAAUCCCGGGGACACCGCGUAUAAUACGGCUUCAACGCUAUUUGAAAGAAGCGGGAAUUCGUGUGCAGAACUACAAAACAUUAUGGCAAAAUUGCAAAAAUGACAAAGCGAGGGCUCAAAAGCUAAUGGAGUUGCUUCAUGAACGCGGAUUGAAGGGAAAACCUUCAGUUUCCGAAUGCCGAAAACUUAAGAAGAAAUUGGAAAGAGAAAAGGAGGUUUCGGAACUCAAUACAUCCAACAUCAUCACCUCUAAUGGGAGAUCUCGCCGAGGUGUAACGAGCCUCUUUGCAACUCGUCAUAGUCCGUCUCCAGCCAGCGCUAAAAAACAAGAAACGUCACCAAAGAAGUCGCCUGAAUUUAAGAAAAUAUUUGGUCGAUUGAAAAACAUCGUCGACAGUGAGGAUUCUGACUGAAACUUCCAGUAUCGUAUGUCAAAUUUUUAGAACCUUUCUUUUCAUCGUAAAACUCAUUUGUUCAAUUUCUUACUUUUAAUCCGUGGGUAGAAUAGUGUUAAUUUCCGCACUUUUCCCAUCCAUAAUAUUAUAAGAUCACGUUGUGGCGUGCAAUAUUACCAUUUACGUCCACAACUAAAAUCACAGAGAUAUCUCCCCUUGUUAAUCGUAACGCAUAUCAGUACUUUUAAAUCAGUUUUAAAAUAAAAUAUCAUCCCAGUUUAA
Molecule: messenger RNA, 2248 nt
Organism: Daphnia carinata
Lineage: Eukaryota; Metazoa; Arthropoda; Branchiopoda; Diplostraca; Daphniidae
Product: HIRA-interacting protein 3-like
Cellular component (GO): nucleus
Source: RefSeq, a predicted model, not a curated record